UCAUUGAAAGAGGCCAUGACUAGAUAGUUAUAAACAUGAUGUGAAAAUGUGAAUCAUUAGUAUUAAAGAUGUUGAAAUCAAUGAUAUUGUUAUUCAAACUGUUAAUGACUAUGUUACAUAACUUUAAUGAUUCAUUCAUAGGCGUUGAUGACGAAACUAUAAAACAGUAACAAUUGAUCCAAAAUUGUUAAUAAUGUAAUUGUAAGAAAUUGAUAAGUAUAUUGAAGUCGUUAAUAAUGAUGAGGUAUAAUAAUAACGAUUCAUUUCAUAAAUGUUGAUAAUGUCAUUUUUUUUAUUUCUGAGUGAUAUCAAUGAGAACUAAUAGUUAAGCUUACAAUUCUACCCAGGACCCCCUAAAAGGCUCUACUGAAGCCACCCCCAAGAAAUCAAAAGAUUCUAGCUCUACAAGAGACAAAAGCAGUGCUUAACGCGCCACUCUAUGGGCAGCACUGUUGGCGGAUUUAGGAACCGCCCUAAACUCUAUACAAACAGACAAAGAGCUAAGGAUUUGGAUACACUCUCGUAACACCGGAACACCAAUCGAAUCUUCUAAGACGCCUUGACGGACUUGGUUGACCACCACUUCGGAGUCGCCUUCGACUAUCACGAGGGACAAGUAUCUUGAAGCUGCAAAGGAGAUAGCAUCCCUGAAAGCUUGAAGUUCAGCCAGAUAAGGGUUGACUAUUCCUUGAUGCUGCAACCCGACCGCCAACCUAACAUGCCCGUCUGAGCCACGGAUAACAAGCCCAGUCGAACACCCGGAGGCGCUAACAGUUGCGUCGACGUUGAAAUGUUGAUAAUGUCAUUGCAAAAUGUUAAUACUGUAUUGCAAGUUGCCACGAAGUGAGAGAGAGCAUAUUUUUUAAUUUUCAAUUUUCAUUUUAAAAAGUAAAAAAUAUUAUAUUAGAUUUUUUUAAAUAUUAAAUAAUAAUAUUUAAUUAAAUUAAUUUCGAAUUUCCUUUUAAUUGUAGUGGAGAGAGAGGGUUAUAGAGAAGAUCAAGGGGGAGAGAGAAAGAGAAUCAUUAAUGAGUCAUAUUAAUUAUUUUUCAUAAUAUCUUAUUUAUUCCAACUAGCUAUUAACUACUAAUCCCUCAUUAACUACCUAAUCUAGUAUCAGCCAAUAAAAAUGGUUUAAAAACCUCCUUAAACAAUGAGACUUAAGGACCGGAUCUAACCCGAACAAUUUGUAUAUUUGGGAGAUAAACACUUUAUCCUAAUGGAUGAAGUCACCGAUAUGAUGAAUAAUUAUUGAUUUUCAGUUAAAAAAAAUUCAGUUUACUAAUGUAACUGAUCCCAAAAUUAUAUUGACUAUUAUGUAACUUAACCGGUAAACUAACACCGGGAAGACCGACUUUUUCAGUUUCCUUUCUACCCGCCUUUUGGCUUUUCUUCGCAAAGUCUAUCAAUUUCUUUCACCACAGAAUUUUCAUUUCCUAGAAUUCUACUCCCUUCUCCCCUCCUCUGGAUCAAUGGCGGAAGCAGCCCUAUUCUCCAUCGCCGACGCGAUCCUCAACCAGCUAGGCUCCAAAAUCCUACAAGAAGCCGCACUUUUAUGGGGGAUCGGAGACGACGUUCAGAAGCUCACCCGCACACUCUCCACCAUUCAAGCUCUUCUCCUCGACGCAGAGGAGAAAUCCUACUCCCCGCGAAACCACCUGCUCCAGCUCUGGCUCAAGGAGCUUCGCCAAGUAUUUUACGACGCCGAGGACUUGCUAGACGACUUCUCGACUGAGUUGCGGCGGCGGCGGAGCAGCCAGGGUACGGCGGCCGUCGGGGAGCGAAUUGCGCGCGAGGUACGGAAUUUCUUCUCUGGCUCGAAUCAAAUUUCUCAUGGAUUGAAAAUUGCGCACGGGAUUCAAGCCGUUAGGGCUCGACUGGAUGAGAUUGCCGAGAGGAGAGAGAUGUUUGAUUUGGUGGAGCGUCCUGUAGCGGAGCCGGCUGUGAGGAGGAAUGACCGGUUACAGACUCACUCCGGCGUCCCCCAUGUGGUCGUCGGACGAGAGAUAGAUAAGGAAAGAAUAGUUGAGCUUCUGAUGUCAUGUGAUUGUAAGGAGAAUGUGUUUACUGUGGUUCCGAUUGUUGGGAUUGGCGGAUUGGGGAAGACGACUCUGGCCCAGUUAGUGUACAAUGACGAGAGAGUUAAGUCUUGUUUCGAGCUAGCAGCGUGGGUGUGUGUUUCGGAAAAUUUCGAUGUCAAGUUGAUUGUUGAAAAGAUUGUGGAGUCUUGUACGGGGGAGAAGCUAGGAGGGAAUAUGGAGAUGGAUACUUUAAGGAAACGUUUGUUUGAGAGUAUCAAUGGGAGAAGGUAUUUGAUUGUGUUGGACGAUGUGUGGAAUGAGGACGGAGAAAGAUGGAGUCGUUUGAAGAGAUUGUUGAUGGGUGGUGCAAAAGGGAGUUGCAUGAUUAUAACCACGAGACUGAAGAAGGUUGCGAAGAUUGCUACUAGGAUGGAGCCGUAUGAGCUGAAGGGUUUAAGUAAGAGCCAAUCUUGGUCUUUAUUUGGUGAAAUAGCAUUUGAAGGUAGAGAAGCGAUGAGUGGGAAAUGCGAGUCUAUAGGAAGGGAGAUCGUGGAGAAGUGCAGAGGAGUUCCUCUGGCAAUCAAGACGAUUGCUGGAGCAUUGUUGUUUAAGGAGACUGAACGAGAGUGGGCUGCAUUUAGGAACAAAGAGAUGUGGGAAGUUAAUCAGAAUGAAAAUGACAUCAUGUCGACUUUGAAACUGAGUUAUGACCACUUGCCCACACAUUUAAAGCAUUGUUUUGCUUAUUGUAGAUUGUUCCCAAAAGAUUAUGAAUUGAAUGUCAAGACUCUAAUUGAGCUUUGGAUUGCACAAGGAUAUGUUAAUUCGUCAGAUCAAUCAAGUCAAUUUGGUGUUGGUUUGGAAUAUUUCAAGGAUCUUCUCUGGAUGUCUUUUUUCCAAGAGGCAAAACAGGAUGAAUGGGGGUAUAUUAAAUACUGUAAAAUGCAUGAUCUAAUGCAUGAUCUAGCAGUAGCUGUUGCAGGGGAGGAGAGCUUAAAUUUGGAAAUUGCGAGUUCACUAGAUACUCGAAGCUAUGAUACCCCUUUGAGUAGGAUUCGACAUGUCUCUUUGAAUUUUGCAGUUAAGUUCCCGGAGGAAUUAUGCCAAACUUCUUCCUUCAUUGUCAAUAACGCAGAGAAACUGCGGACACUUUUUACAGUUCAACGACCUUGGUUUUGGGAUCCAAAAGUUUAUAAUCCAAUCAUCUUCUCCAAUACUACAAGGUUGAGGGUACUGGAUCUGAGUUAUUUUGGGAUGACGGUAGUUUCACUUAGCAUUCACAAAUUGAAGCAUUUGAGAUAUCUUGAUCUUUCUGGGAACAAGAUGACAAUGUUACCGAAAGAGAUCAUAGAACUUGUUAAUUUGCAAGUGCUCAUGCUAAGGGAUUGUAGGUUUCUUGAAAGACUGCCAAAAGAUAUUGGAAAUCUGUUGAAUCUUGCUCAUCUUGCUCUUGGUGGGUGUACUGCUUUGAUAUGCAUGCCACUUGGGAUUGGGAGACUACGUUUUCUGAGAGAGCUGUCGAUAUUCGUGCUGCCAGAAGGUGGCAUUGAGUGUAGUACUGCAGCUGCUGGGAUUGGUGAACUGGGAUACAUGAACAACAUAAGUGGAGAGUUGAUGAUUCACAAUCUCGAGAGGGUGAAGAACCUAUCUGAAGGCGAGGCAGCUAAUUUAAAAGACAAGCAACAUUUGGACCAAUUGGUGUUGUCAUGGGAAAGCGGGAGAGAUGGUGUCGUUAAUGUUGACGAAAAGUUACUGGAGGCACUACGUCCACACCCCAAUUUAAAGGUGUUAAGCUUGGACUCCAAUGCUGGAUUGAAGUGUCCAAGUUGGCUUCCAUCCAUUACUAGUUUGGUGGAGAUUAGCAUUGAUGGUUGUCAACACUGGAAGCACCUCCCUUCAUUGGAUCAUCUUCCUUUCCUUGCAAAAUUGGAGCUUUCUUCCUUGUACUCUUUGGAGUACAUAGAUAGCGGGGUGAAAACAUCAUGGGCGUCUACUUCUUCAUCCUUUUUUCCUUCUCUCAAGUCAUUGAAACUUAUGGGUUGUCAUAAAUUAAAGGGAUGGUCAACUCCAUCAGAAUUAUUGCCACAAUUCCCUUGUGUUUCUGAAGUGACCAUCAAUGGCUGCCUUGACAUCAUAUCCAUUCCACAUUUCUCUCUGCAUCUGCAGAGUCUCACAUUAAUUGGUGGCAGUAAAGAGUUGUUGAAGCAGAUUCUGAAGAUAAUCCCCUCUUCUCCUCCUAAUCAUUUAUGUUCACCUCCUGCAUCACACUCCUCUCAUCUUGAAAGUGUGUAUGUUGACCAAGUACUGGAUCUUGAUACCCUACCAGAGGAGUUACUCCCGCGCCUUUCUUCUUCGCUGAAAGUACUAAGCAUUAGUGAUUGUCCUGAACUGAGGACUCUGUCUCCAUACCUGCCACAUCAUCUCACUUCCCUCCAAGACCUUUCCAUCUAUGGAUGUGAGGAAUUGGAUCUGUGUGAUCAUAUCACUAUUGUUGGGAGUGAUGGUAGCAAUGAUAUCAUGCAGCAGUUCCAUGGUGUCCUCCUGCCAAGCCUCUCUUCUGUUGAUUUCAAAGGUAUUCCGCGAUUAAUUUCUCUCCCAGAUUGGCUUCAACUUGCACCAAGCUUGAAAAAGAUUGAGACCCGAGAUUGCCCCAUUGCGAGUAUCCCAGGGUGGAUGCUGAAACUCCCAGAAAUGGAGUCAUUAGAAAUGAGGCACUGCAAAAAGUCCGUGGAAGAAUGCUUGGCUGAAGACUGGCCCAAGAUUAGUCACAUUCCAACUGUGAUCAUAAAUAAAGUAUGUAUUAAAAAGGAUGGCUCCUGCCAACCAUUAAACGAGGAAGUUGAAGAAGAAAACCCAUCACACGUUAUAGGCUGGUUUGGAGGUCUGCCAGAACGAGAAGAAGGAGAAGAACGAGAAGAGACAUCCAAACUUCUGCAGUUCCUUAGGAAUUGUGCUAGGGUUCUGGGAACAUGUUGCAACAUAUCCGGGGAUGUUUCCUAGCCGAUGCGAGUCCUGAGCGACCAAAACAAUGGUUACAGACCGAGGGGCUCGAGAGUGAUAUACACAAGGAGCUGGUAGUGCUAGAGAAGAGCUCUUGAUCCGAGUUGGAGGUUUAAAGGCUGGUCCAUAUCUUACAUUCACCGAGUGGGUAAGUUGUUCUGCAUUCCACCUAAUAAUGCCACUGAUCUUUACAUGUUUAAGCAGCUUUUGACUGCAAAUGGACAAAAAAGGGUUUCUGUUACAGAUGUGAAAUGCUAAUUUUACUUUCUGACCAGACUUUGAAUUUGUGUAUUGUCGUUGUAUGAUAUUAUUUGCUUUUUGCUUCUGGCUCAUACUAGUUGCAAGGCGGAUUUGAGUUUUUGGUUUGGUUACAAAUACUUUUACACGUGCUGUAAAUGAAAGCCACGACAUGUACAGUCACCUAAAUGGUUCAAGCCCUUAUAACUUCCUAUUUUUCUUCCCCGCAAGGAGAGAUCGGUCGUAUCUAUGUUGCUUUAUGAGUAUUGAUUGAACUGUUGUUUCUGAUUUUCUUGGAUGAAUUGCUAUUCUUGCUUUUCUGGGAUGGAUAGGUCUUUUGGAUACGACUUAGGCAGUUGGGAGAAGUCCAUGAUGGGUUACUAAUUUGCUAGUGUCUGCUAUCAAAUUUUUGCUUUAUGAUUAAGAACUUUUAUUUUACAGUUUCAAUUACUAAUGGUUAAAUUGGUAUCUUGAGGAUGCAGUUUAGGACACCAUUCAUAGUCACCACAACGCUGAAUGACUGCUGAUUUAUGGACACAGGUCCUCUCAGCUUUUGCACUCCAUCACUAUUAGAGGCCCAUGGCGCUUCUACACAGACAAUCUUGGCUUCAAGAGAUAAUGGAGAUGGUGGCUGUGAAGGACCGACUCCAUCAUCCUAGCUGUUCUCCUUGCAAUUCGGGCUUGUAUAUACGGCUCCAAAAUAGUAAUGGUGGUAAAAUCAUGGCAUUUGUUUCAGAAACUGUUUACAGAUUCCUGAAUGGAUUUCGUUCGAUAUUCAUCUAUAAGAAACACAUUUAACUUUGGAACCUGCAUUUUGGGGCUCACAGAGAUUGUGUAGAGUUCCGGAAUCGCACUCAAAACUCACAGGUACGUAUUCAGCUUUCCAGAGGAAAUGGUGCAUAGUUCAGCUCAAAGGAAAAGGAGAAAAGAGGCACAAGAGUUAUAUUAAAACUACUGUUAUUAUUGCAAUUGUUGAAUACUGAUGUUAAAGAAGGUAAGCUUGAGCACUCUGCAUAGUGACCUGCUUUUGUUUCGGUCUUACCUUAGCCUUGAAAGCACUUCUCAAAUAUGCUGCAGUUCAUGAAGAACCUGCAAAGAAAAUCCAUGUACACAGAGAUGUGAAGAUCCAGAAUCAGCAAUGGGAGAAAGCGUUUGAGACGCCGAAAGGAGAAGAAGACUAUACUGUAAGAAUCUGGACGUCUGUGAUUCUUCUUCUACCUCUCCAGCUUCUGUUACUUCAGUUUUUGCUUCCACUUUACCACUUUCUUCUGCUGUUGUCGCGGCUACCAUCCCUAUCCUCUUCCCAUAGCAAGACAAAAAGCCGCAAAUGUUUCUCGUCUUUCAAGGCAGUUGACCUGCUUUCAGACUGGUUCUUCACCCUGCCCAAAUUUUUUAUCAUCCAAGUUCCCUGUAGGUUGUUCAAGCACUGCAAUUCACCAAUACUAGCAGUACUAGCUGUACGAAUAGGCAUGCAUGUCAAUGGGGGACACCCAUCAUUAUCUAGAUCAUAAGUAUGGAACAGCUUUGCGAUAUGUAUCGGUAGUUGUUCAGGCUCCUCGCAAUACGAUAGUUUAAGUACUUGCAAAUUUACUAGCUCCAUAAUCUCCUCUGGCGGCACCUUCAUCAUAUUGCGACUGAGAUCGAGACAUCUCAGGCUUCAAUUUGUGAAGGGUAGUUGACACCGUUGACAUAAAAAAAUGAGUCUUUU
Molecule: messenger RNA, 6963 nt
Organism: Linum trigynum
Lineage: Eukaryota; Viridiplantae; Streptophyta; Magnoliopsida; Malpighiales; Linaceae
Source: the annotation of a GenBank genome assembly